Messenger RNA from Cuscuta epithymum, 1442 nucleotides. The record is from the annotation of a GenBank genome assembly. NCBI's taxonomy places the organism in Eukaryota, Viridiplantae, Streptophyta, Magnoliopsida, Solanales, Convolvulaceae.
CCCCCAUCACGUUACAUCUUUUGCCCCAAAUUAACUAAACAUAGCUAAUACACUGCAGAUCAAAACUCCCUUACUUUAUAUACACAUAUUAGUUCAUUAGCAUACUUUGGGUUUAACUUUGAUCGGCCGAAUAUGGGGCGAUCGCCGUGCUGCGACAAAGUCGGGCUGAAGAAAGGGCCGUGGACGCCGGAAGAGGAUCAGAAGCUUUUGGCCUAUAUUGAGCAGCACGGCCAUGGCAGCUGGCGUGCUCUGCCUUCCAAAGCUGGUCUGCAAAGAUGUGGAAAGAGUUGUCGUCUGAGAUGGACAAACUAUCUAAGACCUGAUAUUAAGAGAGGCAAAUUCAAUGUACAAGAAGAACAAACCAUUAUCCAACUCCAUGCUCUUCUGGGAAACAGGUGGUCCGCCAUAGCCACGCACUUGCCGAAGCGGACGGAUAACGAGAUAAAGAAUUACUGGAAUACCCAUCUGAAAAAGCGGCUGGCGAAGAUGGGGAUCGAUCCGGUGACCCACAAGCCCAAGAGCGACGCCCUCCUGACAUCCUCCCACGACGGCAACUCCAAGAGCGCCGCCCAUCUCAGCCACAUGGCCCAGUGGGAAAGCGCCCGCCUCGAAGCCGAAGCCCGCCUCGCCCGGCAAUCCAAACUCCGGUCACCUUCCACCGCCGCUCUCGCCCCGGCUGCCGCAUCUCCGGCGUGCCUUGAAAUUCUAAAGGCCUGGGGUAGCCUCGACAGUGGGCCCUUCUCUCUCGCCGGACUCGAGGAUCCCAUCGAGUCUCCCACGUCGACUCUGAGCUAUUCCGACAUCAAGCCGCCGCCCAUGUCUGGAAUGCCGGCGCCGGAGCAUUUACAGCCGGAGUUCAAACACGUCGCCGAGUUCCCGCCGGAGAUGAUGGAGAGCGCGUGGACGCACGACCAGAUCCCCAGUGGGAAUUUCGUGGAGAGGUUCACGGAUCUCUUGCUGAGUGCGAAUUCGACGGAGGAACGGUGCUUGUCGGAGGCCGGUAGCACCGAGUCCGUGAACGCCGGCGACGGCACCGGGGAUCAUUGUUAUGAAGAUAACAAGAUUUACUGGGACAGCAUACUAAAUUUGGUUAAUUCUUCGCCGUCGGAUUCGCCUAUGUUUUAGAAGCACAGAAUAAUAGAGUAAAAAUUUCAUUUCCUUCUACACGUUUUGCAAACGAUCUUACUUUUAUCUGUAUCACAGACAAUUCAUUUUAGUCGAAUGCUGAAAAUUAUCUGUUACACGAACAAAAUAUAGAGAACGUGUACGAAAUGUGUCUGGGGGUAUGUACAACAAAAAUUGUUCUAAGAUAGAGUAUGGUGUUGAUUGUAUUUAGUGUCGUUAUUUUGAAGAAUUUCACUCAGGUCGCCUUUAAAAGUCUACAUUGUAUCCUAAACACCAAACGUUUAUUCAUUAUUAUUGUCGUUUCUAUCAUAAACCGG